AUGGCGUCGGACAUUGAUGCUUCAUGUGAAAAUGAUCCAAACUUCGCAGUUAUUUGUGCGUUUUUGGAAAAAUUCGGCCCGCAAUGUGGUUUACCAAAUUUAGAUUUUUUGGAACUACAAGAAAUGCUCGAAAAUUCGGAGGAAGUUCAUCCACAUCUGCUAAAUAUUAUCUUGAAACUUUUACGAAGAGUUAAGAAGUCAGUCAAACCUGACAAAUGGGAGAAACAUCUGAGUAUCGUUUGCCAUAGAUUUAGUAACCAAGAUGCAUGGGAACUUGAAAGAUUUGGCUAUAAAAAAUCCAAACUUACAACAAAGGUCCGGAUUCUCAAGGAAUUACUUGAGAUGCAAUUCGAUUAUCAUAUGAAAUUCAAAAAUGAAAUCAACAGAAAAUCCGCCGAUGAUCUCAGGUCUGAACCUCUUGGUAGAGACAAAUCUGGUCGCAACUAUUGGUUUCAGUCAGAUGAAAAUUAUCAAAUUAGGGUGUACAAGGAAGAUUUGGACGAAGAAACUUGGACAUUGAUAGCUAAAGAUAGAGGUAGUCUUGUUAAUCUUAUUAGUCAUUUAAAUGACGGAGAUUAUAAAGUUAGUUCUGAUUCAGCAGUAAAUGAAGACAGUAAUUCUUUGUCGGAAAAACCUGUUAUUGAUACAGGUCAGAAGGACGAUGAUCACAGUUUGAAGGACGAUGAAAAUAGUUUGAAGGACGAUGAAAAUAGUCUCAAGGAUGAUGAAAAUGGACUGAAGGAUGAUGAAAAGGUAGAGAAGGUUGAAAAAAAUGGUCAGAAGGGGGAUCAAAGUGGACAGAAGGGUGAUGAAAAGGGAGAGAAGGUUGAAGAAAAUGGACAGAAGGGUGAUGAAAAUGGUCAGAAGGGUGAUGAAAAUGGUCAGAAGGGUGAUGAAAACGGUCAGAAAGGUGAUGAAAAGGUUCAGAAAAAUGAUGAAAAUGAUCAGAAAGAUGAUACAAAUGAUCAGAAGAUUGAUAAAAAUGGGGACGAAGCCAGCGAUUUAGAAAAACCAAUAGAAGAAAAGAAAGAACCAGAUCAACUUUCGAGGCCCAUGUUAAGAAUAAAAAAUUUAAGCGAAUUGAUGGAAACGAGCAGAAAAAGACCUGCAGAGGAUCAAGUAGUAGAAAAAGGAAAGCUGUUAAAAGUCGAACUAACCCCAAUAGUGUCCAAAGAGAUUAAAGAGCCAACUUUAAUUGUUAAAGGACUUGGUUCAGGAGCUGAAAAUGAAUCUUUUAACGGACAAUCAAUUGAAUUUAAUCCAAUUGUGGAAGAUGCAAUUGAAGAAAACGUACUAUAUUUUUACGGUGAAGGUAGUGGUGCUGAUUGCCAAACGGGAAAUGAAGAAAAAUCUUCAUCGGAAACUGUUGAAAAUAAAACUAAAACAGAAAAUGACAGUAUUAGUACUAAUUUAGGUGUAAAUAAAGACAAUAUAGAAAAUUUAAAAGAAGUUCCUGGUAAAUUGAAAACUGUAGAAACCGAUAGUAAGACUGACAAUAAUAGUAAUAAAUCUACGAAUUCUGAGGAAUUAUCACAAGGAUCCCUUGAAGAGGCAUCAGAAUCGCCAACAAGUUCAUCUAAAAAAAGCACAUUCUUUUUUGGUUCACCAGUAAAAAAUACACUUCCCCUUUCCCUCACAGUUGGUUUUGGUCAAAAUUAUACUAAAUCUGAAGAAUCCGUUGAAGACAUCAAGUCCAAAGAGCUAACUGAAAAUAAAGAAGAUUCUGAGAAAGUAGUAACUGAAAAUAUUAAAGAUACUAAAUCUGAAUUGAACCAUAACAAAUUAGAGAAAACUGAAUCUUCUAAACCUACAGAAAAAUCCGAAGAAGCAGAAGUUUCAAAAGAAACUGACACUGAAAAAGAACCCGUUGUAGAAGAACUUUGUGUGAAAAAAGUGGCUUACGUAUGUGGAAAAGAUGAUUCUGAAGAUAAACAAUUAACUAAACAAGAUACUGUUGAAUCUAAAGAUUCCAGCAAAGAAGAUGAAUUAAAAUCAUCCUCAACCAGUUCUGAUAUUACUAAAACAACUUUACCUGAAAAUGAAAGUUCCAAAUCGGAUACUAAAGAAGAAAAAACAGAAAAAGAAGAAACUACAUUAUCGAAAAAAACAGAAAAAGAAGAAACUACAUUAUCGAAAAAAACAGAAAAAGAAGAAACUACAUUAUCGAAAAAAACAGAAAAAGAAGAAACUACAUUAUCGAAAAAAUCAUUGAGAUUGGUGAGAAGUAAAAAAGCCAAUGCUGCAGUCGUUCAAACUGAUGUACCGCCUGUUACGAAAUCUGACAAUCAAGACGUUGCAACUGAAGUAGUUUAUGUUAAGAAUCGUAGGGGCAGAUUGAAGAAAAAGGACAGCGAAGAAAGUUCAGUUCCCAUUGCUGUCAAUAAGAAGCCAAAAUUAGCAAAGGAAACCAAAAAACAAACAGGUAAUGUAAAGAGUACCGAAGAAUCAGAAACGAAAUCAAAAAACGGUAAAACAAGUAAAACAGCUAGUACAAAUUCAUCUCGUGUAUCUUCUCCUAUAUCUACAGCCGAUUCCGUUAUUACCAUGCCAGAAUCUGCGGACAGUAUUGGACCGAUUCCUGAAAAAGAUCCCCUUGCAGAAACAGAUCAGGAAGAGCUCGCUGAACCAAAAGCAAUCAAUAUUCAAUCGUUUUCGUUUGAUUUUAAUGAUUCAUCGACACCACCACCUAUACCGGUUAUUCCGUCCACUCGUAGUAGGUCUUUAAGGAAAAGAGGGCGAGAUGCUAGUCCUGAAGUAAAAGAAGUUGAACCAGGUGAUGGAAAAAGGAGAAAAAUUAAGGGAAAACGACAAAUAGACGUGCAACUUAGAAAAAGCAUAGAGCAGAAAAAGGAAGAACAAGUGAGCAGCAGCGAUGAAGUUGUAGAGGUUUCCGAUGAUAAUGUUAAGUCUAAGAAAGGGAAUACAAAGAAAAAGAAACCUCCACCAAAGACCAAAAAAACAGCCAAAACUAUUGAUAUAAGUGACGAUGAUUCUAAUAGUACUCCUCCACUUGCCAAACCAGUUAAACCAAAGAGAGUUAUCCAUAGAAAUCCCGAAAAUAAAAAUAAACGAGUAUUAGCCGGCCUAGAUAUAUCCCAAGCUGAUUUGAAUCUAAGUGGUGUAAGACAGUCGCGGAGACUAGCUCAGAUCAAAAUCAAGGAACAAGUAGAUAUUCCGAAAAAAUCGCCAUCAAAAAUUAAAGAAGAGAAAGGAAAGAAGAAUAAGAAACAAGACAAGGAACAACCGGUUUUGAAAAAGAAGCCUGAAAAAAAAGUAAAAGAAGAUUCAUCCGAGCCCGAAUUUGUAAGCGAAUUAAAAUCUAAGAAGAAACGGAAAAACAAGGCUCCGAGUAAAAUAUUUGACGAACACAGACCUUGGGUAUCGAGUACUGAAUCGAGCGAAGAAGAAAAGGAAGAGGUAGAGGAAGAAGAAGAGGCCAUUGAAGAAGAACCUCCUCUGGAAUUCAAGUCGGACCAUGAGUUUUCGCCAGAGAGUGAUAUUGAUGCUGAAUACCAACCACCUAAAAGGGCUCGAACGGCAAAGAAAAAAAUUCGUGAAGAAACUGACGAAAAACAAGAAGAAGGUGAGGACUUUCCUUGUCAAAAAUGUGGCAAAUCUGAUCAUCCGGAAAUGGUGCUGCUCUGUGAUAAAUGUGACAAUGGUUGGCAUUGUUCUUGCUUGAGGCCGCCUCUACUAAGCAUUCCAGAAGGAGACUGGUUCUGUCCGCCUUGUCAACAUGUAAAACUGGUCGAAAAUCUCCAUGUAAAAUUGGUCGAAUAUGAUAAAAAGUUGACAAAGAAAGUACUCGAAGAUAGGAGGAAAGAACGAUUGGCCUAUGUCGGGAUUAGUCUAAACAAUGUAUUGCCGACUCAUGAAAAAGAACAUCGCAAAAAGAGACGGAGGCAUUCUGCAGACGGGACUGAAUCGAGCAGCGAAGAGGAGACAGAUUCUUCGGCAUCUGAAAGUGAAGACAGUGACAGUGACGAACCAAUUUAUCAACUCAGACAGCGAAGGCAAGCUAAAAGUUAUAAGUUCAAUGAGUAUGACGAACUUAUUAAAUCUGCAAUCCAAGAUGAUUUGGAGGACAGAGAUCAUGAUCCAGCACCUAUGAAAAAGACCAGAGGCAAAGAUAUGUCCACUAUUGUGAGAGCCGAAGAAUUGGAUAGAAUAGAAAGGGAAAAACAAGAAAGGCUAAAAGAUGGUUUCGUAGAAGAACCUAAUACAGAAGAUAAACCUGAACAAGAUAAAGCAGCAGUUGAAGAAAAACUAGAUGAACCAGUUGGAGAGAAUGUAGAAAAGACUGAGGAAGAAAAUCAAAAGGAGGAAUCGGAAGAAGAUAUGGUCAAACCUCCUGUCACGAAAAGAACAAAAAAGAAGAAAACCAAUUUUAAAAGCCUUGAAUUCAGUAGUGAAGAAGAUGAUGUGAAAGAUGAAGAUUUUAAAGGAUCCAGCUCUAGUUCAGAGGAGGAUGAUGUUGUAGACAGUGAUGAUAGUGAUGACUAUGACAUAGGCCGUAAAGGGAGAUCUGUGCGCCCUGUUCGUAGAUCAACUAGAAAUAGAGUUUCUCGGUACGAUGCUGAUUUUGUUGAUGAUGACGAUGAUAUUCCUAAAAAGAAAAAGAAGAAGAUUCGCUACUUCGAAGACACUGACUCUACCGAUUCGGAUGGUAAUUGGUCCAAAAAGAAGAAGAAAAAGUCUAGUUUCGAAAAAAAGAAAAAAAAGAAGAAGAGCAUUUUAGACGAACUAUCUGAUCUUGAAAGGGGUAUCAAAAAAAGACCUAAAAUUAAAUAUGGUGGAUUAACUACCAGCGACGAAGAUGAUUUUGGUAAAGGGCGAAGAACUAGAGGAAAGAAAACUACUUAUAUUGACACUUUGGGAUCAGACAGUGAAGAUGAAAGAAGAAGGAGAGAUCGUUUAGGUAUUGUAAGUGAUGAUUAUGAUGAUGAAGAUUUCGUAGCAAAUGAUGAAGAAGACGAAAAAGACAGCGAAGAACCUGUUGAUAAUGAAAGUGAACCAGUGGAGGAAAAAGAGAAAGAAGUUGAAGAAAAAGAGAAAGAACCCGAGGAAAAAGAGAAAGAAACUGAAAGAAAAGCAUUUGUUCCAAAAAUAUACAUAAAAAAACCACUAGCUAUAAAAGAAACUGAAAAACCAAAAGAGGUUGAAGUUAAUAAUGAAAAGAAAACUGAUAAUGCAGUAGAGAACAAAGUGCAAGAUAUUAAAAAACCGGAGGAAAGUAAGGCAAACGGCGAAGAAAAUAAGCCCCAGAUUGAGGAAGAGAAAUCAGACAAAACCAAAAUGCUGGAGAAGCUAAAAGAAACGCUAGAAAGAUCCAAGGCAGCUAAAGAUAAUGUAAAUUUAGAAAAAGAAGAUAGUAAGAGUCCAAAUAGGGAAAUUACUUUAAGCAAUGAUGUAAAUAAGAAAGAGGUUGUGGAAAAAGUUAUGAAUUUAAAGGUUGUUUCACGAGUAGACAAUGAGAAAAAGAAAAGGAAAGCAUUAGAUGCGGAAGAAGAGAAACUCAACGAUUUAGAAGUAGUUCAGCAAGGGAAAAGAGUCGCUAAUAUUGUACAUGAGCCAAUUAUUAGUAAUGUAACGAAUAUGAUUAGAAAUGAUGACAGCAAUGAUGAGUUGUCUGAACCGCCUAUGGGGGUUUCCUUGCCACUAUUCGAGGAGUUGUCUCAAAAAGACGAGGAAGAUAGUCUAAAGAAAAAGAGAGGACGAGGAAAAGGCAAGAAAAGUCUGGAAGAAACGUUGGCUAAUUUGGGUAACAAAAAAGCCGUCACCGACUUGGACUGUAACAUCGAAAUUGCCGCGCCGCCUCAACCGUUUUCGCAAGCAGCUCCUACACCAUCUGUUAUUACGAGAAUGUUACAGACAAAACCGGGGCAAACUACGACCUAUCCUAUCGGUUCCAUCAGGCCGAAACAAUUUGCCACCAUGGUUGAUGAUGACGACGAAGUUACUCCGCUUCCGCCUAAGCAUAGAGAAGGGUCUCCAGUCGUUGGACCUCCUCCUGUAAACUACUCAUCAGGAGGGCCUCGAGGACCAAUGGGUUUACCUUUUCGUCCUAUGUAUUCAAACAUGAAUCACUAUUCACCAGGCAUAUUACCUCCACAUCAGAUGCGAGGACCACCAACAUCCCUACCAAGCCCUCAAGGUAUGCAUCCGCCCCAUGUUUACCAACCACACCGCUUUAUGGAUCCCUCACCUUCGGGUGGAGGUCCCAUAAAUAUUCCAGAACCUAAUCCAUCUGGAAGACCACCUCCUCCUUCGGGAAGUCCUGGAAAAGCGGAACCGCAAAAUUACUCUAGGUCAACGCCUCCGAACAGGUUUCCACCAGUCAGUUCACCGGCCACUGUUUCAGGAGCUCCUUCACGAACAGUACACAUGAUGACACAUGUACCACCACCCAGAACGACUUAUCCCCCUCCCAGUGUUCAACAACCCACAUCACAAGCUCCAUCACAGGCUCAACCUCCUCCACCAGUUGGUUUUUAUGGUUCAUAUCACCCGCAUCCCGAAUCUAAUGAAGAGCCUCCAUACACUAAUCAUCCACCUGCUUAUGUAGAACCUUUCGAGAGCGAAGCUCAAAAUCCUCCCACGGAUACGCCGGAACAAAAUCCAGGAAGGGGAGAAGACGAAACGAGUGGGGAAUUUGGCGGACUUGUAUCAUACUUUUCGAGUCAAAGGGACGAAGAUCUAGAAUCAUAG
This is a messenger RNA of Psylliodes chrysocephalus, 6708 nucleotides long. The record is from the annotation of a GenBank genome assembly. Lineage: Eukaryota; Metazoa; Arthropoda; Insecta; Coleoptera; Chrysomelidae.